This is a messenger RNA of Ananas comosus (pineapple), 1624 nucleotides long. RefSeq names its product E3 SUMO-protein ligase MMS21. The coding region runs from base 135 to 887 and encodes 250 amino acids. Gene Ontology annotation, cellular component: nucleus; Smc5-Smc6 complex. The transcript has 7 exons. The record is from RefSeq and is a predicted model, not a curated record. Gene Ontology annotation, molecular function: SUMO ligase activity; zinc ion binding. NCBI's taxonomy places the organism in Eukaryota, Viridiplantae, Streptophyta, Magnoliopsida, Poales, Bromeliaceae. Gene Ontology annotation, biological process: double-strand break repair via homologous recombination; protein sumoylation.
AUAUCGGAAAAAAUUUAAAAAUUUUGAAACAAAACACCUUUAUUUUCAAUUCUCCCUAAACAAUUUUGGUGAGGGGAAAGAAGAAACGAAGAGUGACGACGACGACGACCACGACGACGACGACGACGACGACAAUGGCGGCCUCCACCUCGCGCCCCUCCGCCGCCGCAUCCCGAAUCGCCACCGCCGCCGCCAACGUCUCCUCCGAGAACCAAUCCCUCAUCGCUGAGAUUCGGAAAGCCCUAGGAAUCAUCAAAUCCGUGGCUGUGGACCUCGAGAGGGAGGAGAAAUCGGAGAACGUGAAACAGUUGGAAGAUGCGGUUUUGAAGCUCCUGGAUACGUACGAUGGCUGCGUCCGGUUCUCUGAGGCGGUCCAAAUUGUUAGCGGUGACUACCAGCCUUCUGAUCAGCCAACUGAUUUCAAAAAGCUACUGGAGAAUGAGGUUGCUAAGCUUAAGUCAGCAUCGCUGUCUAUGCCAAAAACCAAUCCUCUAUAUCGGCAGUUCAAGGAAGCUAUUUGGAAUGUCCAUCAUGCUGGUCAACCGAUGCCCGGUGAAGAGCAAGAAGAAGUUGUUAUGACCAGUACCCAGUGUAACCUCUUAAACAUCACAUGUCCGCUAACCGGGAAGCCUGUAAUUGAGUUAACGAAUCCAGUUCGUUGUGUGGAUUGUAAGCACAUUUAUGAAAAGGAUCCAAUAAUGCAUUACAUAAGAACUAUGAAACCACAACCUCGAUGUCCAGUUGCAGGUUGCCCGAAAAUUUUACAAGUGGGAAGGGUGGUUUGUGACGCUUUGCUUCCUAUCGAAAUCGAGGAGAUGCGUUCAACAGAGACUGCUGCUGUACACUCUACAAUAGUUGAGGAUUUCACUGAAGUUGACGAUGAAUGAUAUGGCGGUUUACAAGCCUUACAGGUUGCCAUGGUAACAUACGGAGAGCGUCUAUCUAGCUCUUAUUGAUUUCUACAUCUUGUUCCCUAUGUUGAUAUGUUUAUGUUCCCUGUAGAUGGACAUGCUGACUGACCCCUAACAUGUAAACCCAGAACUCGCUAAGCAGAAAAUAUCGUACUCCCAUAACACAAAUCAUAUAGUUUCUUGUUCUAUUAGACAUUUAAAAUAGCUUAUUACUUGAAAAUUGGCAUUUUGAGGAAGGAUUAUCUUGAUGAGUUGGUGUGGUCAGAACUAAAUGAGAUAAAAAUUAAGCAAGCGGAAAAGAUAUGAUUGCCUUGAGAAAAAUUGUGGGCGAUGCAUUGAAUUGGGUUGAAUGAUUUCGUUCCUCCCGAUUCUCACAGUUAAUACUUUGUCGAGAUAAGAUAAGCACCGCCCAUUUUAAAGUGGCUUGAACCUCCUCACAUUUGAAUAGUGAUAAUUCUUGUCUUUGGGAUGAGAUAUUUUCCUGAGAGAUCAUUUUAGACUUGUGUAGGGUGUGUAUUAGUGGAUUUAUAUGGAUCACAUGAAAACCUCGCAAUCCGUAUUCUGUCCAUGAAAGGUUGGGUGUAGAGUGCAUGUUUCCCAUCUCGUCAAAUUAUGGUCAGUAUGAGGAUCCUUAGUUUUCAGAGGAUUUACAUUUCCUGGUUCGGAUACAUGUACGAAGUUUUUAGAGUGUUUUGUUUUGGAAAUGGAUUCUA